UGACAAUGAAGCCGGUUUUGAAAAGGAAAAUUAACGAACGCUUGUAUUGUUUCUGAACGGGAAAAAAUUCUAACGAGUUUGUGACAAAUUCUCAGUACGCGUUGAAAAUAAAAAGUUUAAUGUUAAAUAUUCUAAAGUGAAAAUAUUUUAUUACAAAAUUUUCUUACCAUAAGAAAGAGAAUAAAAUUUAUAAUAAAACUAAACAAUACGAAAUAAACAAAAUGGAAAAUUCUCCGCAUAACGCUGAUACAACAGAUGGUACUAUAUACUUAUCUUUCGAUUCAACAUUGAGUUCAAAUGUUGCAUUGAUCAAUGAAAUAGAUGUAUCUGCAGCUGACGAAGAUUUAUUAGACGACAAAUGCGAUGACUCUAAUUUCUCAAGUAAAACAUUGGAGGCUGAAACUUCAGAGCGUGGGUCUAUGCUGUGCCUGGAUAAAUCUGUUGCUACUAUAAAGAAAUUAAAUGCUAAUACCCUGAAUUAUGUUUCUCCGUUGCGUCCAGUUUCCAAUAACAUAAUGAAGAAAUUUCAGGCAUUAUCUUCUACACCAAGCAAGGAUAAACUUACCAUGGUAGGAUUUGAACGCACUUCCGAGACUAGUGUUGGAUCUGGACUUAAAAUUGGAUUUUUAGAAGCAGAGUGUGAAAAAUCUAGUCCAUGUAUUCAGGCAAAUUAUAUAGAAAAUAAGGAAAAUGUUUUAAUACAGUAUGACGAAAUUGAUGUAUCCACAUCUACAAGUGGAGCUUACUCUUUAUCCUCGGACAUUGAAUGCACUGAGUUGAAGGAAAAGAAAUUAUCACCUUUGAAACACACCGAAAAUACAACAUCAACUAAAAAAUUAACUUUGAAAGAAGUAGCAUGCCAGAGAGCUUUUGGUGUUACAAUUUCUACUGAAGUAACAACUUGCCAACCGAAACCAAAUAGCAUGGUAGAUAAUGCUCCUAUAUCUGAUGACGACUCUACUGAGCUGCCUGGUAUAAUGAAAAAAACUAUGAACAUUGACGACAGUGCAAAGGGUCCAAUCCAAAGUGACAGUGUUGCUACUAAGAUUAACAAACUUGAAAAACGGAUGGCGUUCUCAAAUUACCGCGGUCGAACCUCGUUAUUGCCAAUACCAGAGAAUGAAAAACGUGCUUUUAAUCUAUCAAAGCGUAUGUCGAUUGUAGUGAAAACUACACUUAAUUCACCAGCACGUAAAAUGGCACGUAAAAGUAUUAUAAGUAACCAGACGCGUCGAACUAUAAAUGCACCAAGUAAUGUUAAUAUCACCAAUUCACGUAAAACAAUGCUACCUCUAUCAAAAGCAAAACCUGUACCAAAUUUAGCAUCCGUCCUGGCCGAUAAUGCAAAACAAAAAAUUGUUACACGAAAGACUUUGUGUCCGCCUAAAUCUGAAACGACUGAUACAUCGCAACUACAAUCAACAAAAGUGAAGAAUGGAAAAGAUAAUAUAGUACCACAAACUAAGCCAAAACCAGUUAAACCAAACACCACUUAUACGUGUAACAUGUGUCCCUGUACAUUUCGUAUUAAAAGUUUAUUAGAUGCACAUAAGCGGUCACAUGAGGAAAGUCCUCAUGUAGUAAGAAAGCAAGGUGGUGGCGGCGCAAUUGGUGGUAAAGUUAAUACAUACCAAAACCAAUGUAAAUAUUGUGAUAAAAAAUUCGUUUUGGAGCGCACACUUCACAUACACCUAAUGCAGAACUGUAACAAAAUACCACCAAGUGAAAAACGCAAAUUGGAGUUUACUGAAAUGAAUCACGUAGAAAAAGCUCAACUGCCUUCAUUCUGUCAUGGAAAUGCUUCUUUUACACCACCAGCCAUUUCACCAAUCAUUGUAAAAAAUCCAGUGGAUAAAGUUGUUAAGAAGCAUAGUUCAAGCUCUAGUAGUGGCACACAAAGCUCAGCUGAUUCUUUUUGUGAUUUAACUGAAACUAAGGGUACUACUAAUUUGAAGAUGCAACCUCCGCAAACAAAACUACGUAAGAAUGCAGCACACGUUGGUAUAUAUCGCACACCUAACAAAUCCCUUCCAUGUCAUCUUUGCAAACAAACAUUUUUAAACGUUUUGGACUAUACUAAUCAUAUUACAAAGAUGCAUCCAACUCGUGAGUUCAGCAAUACACAGAAGUAUAGCGAUGACGCCUUUAUGAAUGCAGAUAAACCAUCCUAAAUCAGCAGUAGCAUUUUAUUUUAUUCAUAUUUAUUCAUAUUUCAACUUAUUUUUCUAUAGUUUAAGUUUUUUUUUUCAUAUAUUUAUUUUGUAUAACGUAAUGGAAUUUGAAUUCCAAUUAGCUUGAAUGGAACUGUUAGAUUCACAAGCUAUUGAAAAGUUACAAGCUAAAUUGAUAAAAUAUUGCAAGCAGUAUAAGUCUUUAGCGGGUAAAUAAUUUGGUAACGUUUUGUGUAUUUUUUUUUUUGUUCUAAUGUUAUGUAGUCAAAAAUAUAUAAAUGAUGCCAAUUUAUA
This is a messenger RNA of Teleopsis dalmanni, 2465 nucleotides long. RefSeq lists its product as uncharacterized. The transcript has 3 exons. The coding region runs from base 222 to 2171 and encodes 649 amino acids. The record is from RefSeq and is a predicted model, not a curated record. NCBI's taxonomy places the organism in Eukaryota, Metazoa, Arthropoda, Insecta, Diptera, Diopsidae.